AUGACCACUUCACUAGUAUUUGAGGCUCCUAUAAUUUUACAAUCAAAUAAUGGUAAAGAAUUUAUUGCAGAUAUUAUUUUUGAAUUGAUAGCCUUUUGGCCAGAUACACAUAUUAUUAAUAGGCAUCUUAGACAUCCACAAUUACAAGAAAUAACUGAAGGAUUACCAUUAAUCAUAUAUACAAUGAAUAUUCAAACAAAUUAUGCAACAGGCAAAUUACCAUAUUCUCUUGUAUUUGGACAAGAACUGGUUCAACAUUUUUCAAUACUUGAAGAUCUAUACUAUAAAAGUAUUACUAAUAAGGAAGAAUUGCCUGAAAUUUUUUUUGAGAAUUCUG
Molecule: messenger RNA, 337 nt
Organism: Cetraspora pellucida
Lineage: Eukaryota; Fungi; Glomeromycota; Glomeromycetes; Diversisporales; Gigasporaceae
Source: the annotation of a GenBank genome assembly